AUGAAUCAAACAAUUAACGUCGAGCAGCUAAACUCAGCAUUGACUUCUCUUAGAACUCUUCGCUCAAGUGUGAGCCAUGUGUUUGAAACUCUAUCGAAUGGGCUAAGAGCGGACCACGGUGAGGAUGGCAAAGAUAAAUUUCUUUUAGAAUUGCAAGAACUCUUAAACAAUGUAAACAUAAAUCUUCGUGACUUAGAACAAACUGUUACUGGACUACCCAUACCUACAGCGCCAUUUAAUUUGGGUAACACGACAUUUUUAAGCCAAGAAACAACACAAGAUAGACAGGCUUUGUAUACCCAACUGGUCAAUAGUUACAAAUGGACCGAUAAAAUACACGAAUACAGUUCAUUUGCACACACAUUGCUCAGCCAGAAUUCUCUAAAAAGAUCGUAUAUAAAUUCCGGGAGCACGAAGAGACGUGGAAAAUUACAAAGCAACCACAAUGUAGCGCCGUUACAAGUCGACAAUGUAAUUAAUAAUAUAGACCGUUCAUACAAUGACAUGAAGAUCACAAUUUCACGGCCUUUCGCAAGUAAUGCAGUGGUUCAAAUCAAUCUCAGUCAUGUUUUAAAAGCUGUGGUUGCAUUUAAGGGUCUGCUGAUGGAAUGGGUUAUGGUCAAAGGUUACGGCGAGACUCUAGACUUGUGGACAGAGUCUAGGCACCAUGUAUUUAGAAAAGUAACUGAAAAUGCACAUGCCGCGAUGCUACAUUUCUAUUCUCCGACCUUACCAGAGCUAGCUGUCCGUUCUUUCAUGACUUGGUUACACAGUUACGUAAACCUGUUCAGUGAGCCGUGUAAACGUUGUGGGUGUCAUCUCCAUCAUACAUCCAUGCUGCCGCCCGCCUGGCGUGAUUUCCGCACCCUCGAACCAUUUCACGAUGAAUGCAAACAAUAG
Danaus chrysippus (African queen) is the source of this 900-nucleotide messenger RNA. Lineage: Eukaryota; Metazoa; Arthropoda; Insecta; Lepidoptera; Nymphalidae. The record is from the annotation of a GenBank genome assembly.